Neopsephotus bourkii (Bourke's parrot) is the source of this 3443-nucleotide messenger RNA. RefSeq names its product interleukin 21 receptor (gene IL21R). Gene Ontology annotation, biological process: immunoglobulin mediated immune response; cytokine-mediated signaling pathway. Gene Ontology annotation, cellular component: external side of plasma membrane. Gene Ontology annotation, molecular function: protein binding; cytokine receptor activity. Bases 487 to 2250 code for a protein of 587 amino acids. The record is from RefSeq and is a predicted model, not a curated record. NCBI's taxonomy places the organism in Eukaryota, Metazoa, Chordata, Aves, Psittaciformes, Psittacidae. The transcript has 10 exons.
CCUCCCCCUGCAAAGCUCUAACCGACUAGCCCCACUAUGACCUUUUUGAUUGGAUGCUUGUGAGUUUUUGUCUGCUCUCCCACCUUUUUCUCACAUGAGAGGAACAGAGCAGAGCAAUACAGUAAUAAAUGCUGUGUGGGUGUUUAGACCCAAAUUCAUUGCCUCCUCUGCUCACCACAUCCUUCUGUCUGCACAGUAAUACUGGUACAGUGGUGACGUCAACCACCAUUUAUCACUGUAUUCCAAUACCUACAGCCCGGGUUGUGCACAAGCAGGCUUUACCCUUACUCAGUGCUCAUGAGACCCACCUGCUCCCCAGCUCCUGCGCGCGCAGCAUCUGCAGCUGCAGUGGUGAUUUAGCCAGGCCAGGCAUGGACGUGUUGGAAGGCUGAAGUGGACAGUUGAGAGGACAGGGACAGGGCAAGGCUCUCUUCACCAGAGUGCAUCAGGACAGCGUUUCCCUGAAGACAUCCAGUCAGAACCAACAUGAGGAACAAACUGUGGCUCCAGAGUAUUUCCUUCUUCCUCUUACUCCAGUACACUACAUGUUGUGAAAACCUCACUUGUUUUGUGGACUAUGUACAGACGCUGUCCUGUGUCCUGAGGAAUGACUUGUGUGUCAGUUCAUAUAACCUCACUGCAACAUGGGUUUCCGAGGAAGUUCCAGAAAACACUGUGGCUGCCUGCAGUCUCCUGCAAUUGUCCAGGAACACCAGUCACACAGAGUACGUGUGCACUGUGGAUAUGACUGAACUGCUGGCAGAUAUCAAAGUCCAGGUGGAUGUUACAGAGACAGCUGAUAAGCAGCAUGUGAUUUCCAAUGGCUUUUAUAUGUCUGAGAACAUCAAACCACAGCCUCCAUUCAAUCUGACUGCUGUGUUCUCAGAAGGUUACAAUAUUUCUUGGGAAACCAUCUACCAGAACUUUCCUUUCUACUUUUUGAAUGAGGAGCUGGAAUAUCAGCUGCGUUACAAGAGAAGGACUGACACCUGGGAGACUUGGAAGACUAAAGCUGUUCAUGAAGAUAGAAGGACACUGGUAAUUCUGCCACGGGAACUCCAGGCGAACACUGAGUACGAGUUCCAAGUGAGAGCCAGACCCCGAGAAGGCACUAGUUAUCAUGGAUUUUGGAGUGAAUGGAGUCGUCCGCUGAUGUUGACAACUGGCCCUGCCGCAGUGACACAGACAGCAGACAUGGGAUGGCUGCUGCUGUUGGGUGGUGUCGUGGCAAUCACUGCCUCAAUCACAACAUUUCUGGCCAAACAGCAGAGAUUAUGGAAGAAGAUGGCUUGCAUCCCAGACCCUGCUCCCUUUUUCAAACCACUUUACCUGGUGCAUAAUGGAGAUUUCAAGAAGUGGGUUGGUGCACCCCAUUCAAAAAUCACUUUUGAUUUCUUUGAAUGGGGGAUAGUCCUUCCAGAAGUCCUAGAAGUUUACACCAUGCGUACUUCCAACAGCACCUCACGGGAGGAGCUGCAUGAGAUGAGAAGAGAUCUGCCUUGCAAGCCCUGUGUGUCGUGUCUGACUGCCCCAGGUCAGGAUGGCCAGUCCCUACUCUCUAGUGGGACUCAGGACCAGUCAUACGGGCAUUUGUUCAUGGAUACUGUGACUGUGGCUGAUGAAUUCACGCCUUGUAAUUGCCAAUGCAACUGUAAUCGUGUGUACAGGGACCAUGAGCAUACCAGGGAGGAGGAUAGUGCUGGAGAAACUGGUUAUCCCAAGGUUAAUGUUGAUGAUGAAGACAGAAAGAUAGCCAGUGACUUGCCUCUGGCUGACCUGAGCACUCAAGACAAAAUACUUGCUUCAGGCUCUGUGUCUACAGACCACCUGCAGAGUACAAAUGUCCCAGCUCACCAGCAAGUAGAAAAGACUUUGGAAGGAAGGAUGGGGAGCAUCCUAGAAGUCCUUUGCUUGCAGCCUGAUCAGUGGGAUUUGGAAAAUCCAGGUUCUCUGCCUUCUCCUGAUGGUGAAAGUGUUUCCUACAGUGAAGGUUCCUGUGACUCCCUCCCUCACAUUGCAAGGCCUGGUGACAGUUACCCUGUGAUCUGCGUAGAUUUGGACACUAUUGACAGUGGCUUUGUGGACUCGGACUGUGGGAGUCCAGUUGACUGUGAAUUUGAGCAAAACAGUCAUUCCAAGUAUGGGUCCAUCUCUCUUGAGCAGGAGGGGGAGGAUUUUCCACGGAGCUAUGUCAAGCAGUGGGUCUCCUGUGGCUCUGACAGCCCUGCCAGUGGAGCACAGACAAGCUAAGGACUUGAUGUUGCCUUAUAACAAGAGUGUUCAGCCUUUUCCAUACUGUGCCAGAAGCAGUGUUAGAAAAAUGCGUAAGAGAAGCAAAAUUUACUGCAUGUAAGCGGGAUUGCAUGCUGCUGAAAACUGUUAGGUGCAUAGAAAUACAUCUGCCUAUUUCUACUGCCCCUUAUUCUGUUCAUGCCUCACACUUGACGUUAUUGAUUUAAUUAUUUCUAUCCCUCCCCCCCCCACCCCCUUUUUAAUGGCAGAAAAAGAACUGUACCUUGAAAAUCACCCCUUGGCUUAUGUAUAUGUGCAAUUGUUUUUGAUGGUGACCUUAUAAAGAGUACAACAAAACUUAAAAUUAUUUUCCCUGGUGUUAUCACAUGACUUGAGAGUUUGGAUGCAGAUGGAAUCUUAGAAGCAUAACCCAUGCCAAGUAUGUUUGUUACAUUAAAGUUCCCCUACCCUUUCCCAACAACACAGGUGGUAUUACUUCUCUUACUAGUAUCUUUGGCUCUUUAAACCCAGCUGUAAUCAUUGGUUAAUUAUAGAGGGUCCUAGCCCUGACCAUGGGGUGUGAUCAAACCCAGUUCUAAUAUAAUCAUCACAGAAGGCUGUGGCCAAGAGAGCAAACACUGCUUAGGCUCCAGGAACACUUUGCCUUUCCAGGUGGAGUUUGCUAAUGAAAAGUCUUCAAAAACAUGUAAUUCCAGGCAAACUCUUGCUAUGGUGCUCUUCUGCUGCAGCAUCAUCUCUCCCAGCAUUUUCCAAGCACAUUAACUGAAACAUUGAGCAGCUUUUAGAGCUAUGCAGAAAUUUCAGAAGUGUUGUACUACCUGGACGUGCCUGCAGCUCCGUCUUCUGCCUUGGACCUGGUCUGCUGCAGUCAACAGGUCAGUAGCCCAGAUUUUGAGCAAUCUCUGCUAGCUAAUAAAGCCAAGCAUGAAAUCGCUAUUUGCACUGUAACCGUAAAUAUAUUUCUGUCUGUCAUCUCUAUAGCUCUGUUUUGUCUAAGAUAAUUGUCUUUAAAAGUCACUGUAAUACUGAUGCUGAAUGAAUCUUCUGUAGGCAUAGUGCUCCUGACCCAUGGGCUGCUUGUGUCCAGGAGAUCUCAUACUGAGAGAAACUUUGUGGUGAAUGAUGUAUGUUUCCAGUGCAGUUAUAAUCUGUUGUUGCUGUGAUACCAAUAAACUCUUCUCUCUCCCCCA